This is a messenger RNA of Metarhizium brunneum ARSEF 3297, 1530 nucleotides long. RefSeq lists its product as uncharacterized. NCBI's taxonomy places the organism in Eukaryota, Fungi, Ascomycota, Sordariomycetes, Hypocreales, Clavicipitaceae. The record is from RefSeq and is a predicted model, not a curated record.
AUGAGGUCUUUUAUUGUUGGACUGGCGUGUGCUGCCGUGGCGUGGGCGGCCGGCGGCGCUGAUGAGCUUGACGCGCGAUGGAAUGAGCCGACUAGGACGACGACGAUUGUGACUUACACGACGGUUACUGUUUGUCCGUAUACCACGACGGUGACACAUGGUGGAACAACCGUCGUCGUCACCAAAUCCACGCUGUCGACCGUAACCCUCACCAGCUGCAGAGGCUGCGAAGGAGCCACGGUGACGGUCCCCGGACCAACCGUCACCCAAGGCACCACGACGCUGGUCGACAUCACCUACACGACCGUGUGCCCCGUCACGGAGACCAUCACGGCCCCCGGAUCAACCUACCUCACCACCAAGACGGUCACCAGCAGCGUCGUCACCAAGGUGCUCACCACCAUCUACAACACCGUGGUGCAGCCCGGCGUCACCAAGACCGCCACCGACGUGGUCCUCUCGACAAUCACCUCGCUCUGCCCCGUCACCCAGGUCACCACCAUCGGCGGCAAGGAGCAGACAGUCACCUUCACCACCACCAGCCUCAUCACCACGCUCGUCCCCGUCACCGAGCACAAGACCGUGGUGCAGCCCGACCGCACCAAGACCGCCACCGACGUGGUCCUCUCGACAAUCACCUCGCUCUGCCCCGUCACCCAGGUCACCACCAUCGGCGGCAAGGAGCAGACAGUCACCUUCACCACCACCAGCCUCAUCACCACGCUCGUCCCCGUCACCGAGCAGAAGACCGUGGUGCAGCCCGACCGCACCAAGACCGAGGUCCACGGCGUCACCUCGAUCAUCACCUCCCUCUGCCCCGUUACCCAAGUCACCACCAUUGGCGGCAAGGAGCAGACCAUCACCUUCACCACCACGAGCCUCAUCGAGACGGUCGUCCCCACGACGCUCCAGCAGACCGUCACCCAGCCAGGCCAGACAAUCACCGCCACCGACGUGGUCAAGUCCACCAUCACCAGCGUCCACCCCGUCACCCUCGUCACCACCAUCAACGGCAAGCAGGAGACCAUCACCACCACGGCCACCAGCCUCAUCGAGACCCAGGUCCCCGUCACCGUCACCAAGACCAUCCACGGCGAGGCCACCACCGAGACCCUGACCAACGUCGCCUACCAGACCGUCACCAACCUCGUACCCGUCACCGAGGUCGUCACCGUCGGCGGCGAAAAGGUCACCGUCGUCAACACCCGCACCGAGGUCGUCAAGGUCGCCCACUCGAGCGUCAUCUUCCAGACCGUCACCGCCCCCGGCCAGACCCUCUCCUCGGUCCACGUCCUCACCGUCACCGAGACCCUGGGCGGCGGCCUCGCCACCCAGACCGUCACCGUCCCCGGCGGUCCCGGCACCCCGGUCGUCAUCCAGAGCACAAACACGGUCCACCAGAGCGCCCCGUCGUCCACCCUCGUCGUCACCCAGACGUCGGCUCCCGUCGUCACCGCCGCCGCCCAGGCCCAUGCCCCGGCUGUCGGGUACCUCUUUGCCGGCGUGAUGGGUGCCAUGGCCCUGUUGUAA